Molecule: messenger RNA, 1512 nt
Organism: Gongylonema pulchrum
Lineage: Eukaryota; Metazoa; Nematoda; Chromadorea; Rhabditida; Gongylonematidae
Source: the annotation of a GenBank genome assembly
AUGCCUUUAUUUCCUCAGAGGAACAGUGAUAAGCGUGGGCGGGUUGUGGUUUAUCACUUUUUCAACGACAUAGCUGUCCUUCAAACAAAUAAGUCUGUUGUCGAUGUGCUUCAGAUUUUCGUUCUCCACUGCGCCAUUCCUGCUGGAUUCAUUGCAUUGUUUAUGCAUCUUGAGAAGGUACAUUCGACAGCCUAUGUAAUCGAUAUCACGGCACUUUUCAUCUCUCUACUCAACUUCUUACUCUGUCUGAUUGAAGCUGUGAAAGUUACCUAUUCUAUCGUUACGAAAAAUCGUGCCCGGCUUACAUCCGGACAGCCUUCUUUGCGCACGGAUCGUAGUAAGCUUCUUCAUUUCUUUUUACAUAUCGUUGAGCCGAGAUCGAGCCCUAGCUCGCGGCAUGUCUCAUCGCCUGAUGCUGCAAAUCGUAAUUUCCUUACGCAGUGGCUUUCAGCUUUACAUUACGGUGAUCGACGACAAUCUUCUCAGAGUUAUUUGUCGCAAAAUCUGAGCGCCGAUUCGUCUGGGACAUCAUUUUUCACCAGCAGCAGACAUUCAGUAAGCUUCGAUGACAAUAUUUUCUUCAAGCAUUCCACACCAAUAAGCAGUGGUCGAUCACCAUACACAGAAAGGCAUUCAAGUCAUUCAGUAUCUCUAUCCGCAAAAGUUGGCUCUUCGCCGAACAGCCGACCCAAUUCUUCGUUCCAGACGAGUAGACAGCUGGAAGAAUAUCUUCGUACAAGUCCACUGUGUGAAGAAUCGUCAUGCAAUAGCAUGCCGCCACAUUCAGCAUCGUUCGGACCCGAAGUCUCCGCCGCGUACAGUCUUAGACUUUCGCCGCCGUUUCGUUUUUUACGUUCCGGAAGCACAAAUUAUGAAAUGGGGACUGCUAUGUUCGCUGACGAGCAAGGAAAGUCGACGUCUGAUGAGAACAGUGUUGUCUCAUUGGUAACAGGAAGUCGUAUUGUGGCCACUGAAAAGCGCAUUUCUUUAUCGCCAAUCCCGUUGAAUUUGAUUGAUGCUGACAACGAACUGAUUAGUGGAAACGACAAAGGCGUUGCUAGCGACGGGACAGAUGUUGCACGAAAUGCUUACAACGAUAGCAUUACAUUUCAAAAAAGUGAUUUUCUUGCAAAAUGCAUUUGGACGAAUACAAAGAAGAGGUUUUCAGGAACUACUCCGCCGUUGCUUCGCCGAUCGGAGACUAAUGAAAGCCGUCGUACAAUAAGCACUUCUCCACAAACACAGACCGAAAGCUUUUUCUCGAAAACUGUACAGCUGAAUGAGACUGGAAGUAGUCAGAUUGGCAAGCAGAUACCGAUCACUUCUUCAGAAAUAUUGAGCCAGUACAAACUGGAUGCAGAAACUCUGGCUUUUGCGGAACGCAACUUACGCUCAUGGAUUUGUCAGACCAUUUUGCGACCACUUAUUGCAAAAAUUGAUGAAGUAAAUGCAGUCCUUGCUAAGGACGAGUGGGCUAACAAUGACAAAAGUAAUAUGAGAAGUUUGGCAUAA